GGCUUCUGCUGUCAAGUAGCAGGGGUGGGCUCCGCCGAGGCGAGGAGGGGCGCCGGGUGGGGAGAUGCGCUCCCAGGUGUUUGCGGCGGAAGUGGGAAACCUGUAGGUUAUGGUCCAGCUGUGCCGCGCCGAGACGAGCAGGAGCAGGGAACAGAUAUCUGCUUUGGAUGGUUUCUGAAGCUACAUUCAGAAGUCUUAAGGAGAGAGGCGUGCUGUGGUGUAACUGCCGCUGCAUUCAUUCACAUGGACAGUUUGCAAUAAAUACUAUACACAGAACGACAGAUAAUUCAACAUAGGAGGUGUUUAAUAUUAUCCAACUGCUAUAAAGCUAAAACUGUUUUUGAAAAUUGAACCUAACCUCUACUGAACACAAGAUGAAAAUGUGGUUGCUGGUCAGUCACCUUGUGAUAAUAUCUUUUACAACCUGUUUAUCUGAGUUUACAUGGCACAGAAGGUAUGGUCAUGGAGUUUCUGAGGAAGACAAAGGAUUUGGACCAAUUUUUGAAGAACAACCAAUCAAUACCAUUUAUCCAGAGGAAUCACCAGAAGGAAAAGUUUCGCUAAACUGUAGGGCUCGAGCCAGCCCUUUUCCAGUUUACAAAUGGAGAAUGAAUAACGGGGAUAUUGAUCUGACAAGUGACCGGUAUAGCAUGGUAGGAGGAAACCUUGUUAUUAACAAUCCUGACAAACAAAAAGAUGCUGGAAUAUAUUACUGUUUAGCAUCAAAUAACUACGGGAUGGUCAGAAGCACUGAAGCAACCCUCAGCUUUGGAUAUCUUGAUCCUUUCCCACCAGAGGAACGUCCUGAGGUCAGAGUGAAAGAAGGGAAAGGAAUGGUGCUGCUCUGUGACCCUCCAUACCACUUCCCAGAUGAUCUUAGCUACCGCUGGCUUCUAAAUGAAUUUCCUGUAUUUAUCACAAUGGAUAAACGAAGAUUUGUGUCUCAGACAAAUGGUAAUCUCUACAUUGCAAAUGUUGAGGCAUCAGACAAAGGCAAUUAUUCCUGCUUUGUAUCCAGUCCUUCUAUUACGAAGAGUGUGUUCAGCAAAUUUAUCCCACUCAUUCCAUUACCUGAACGAACAACAAAACCAUAUCCUGCUGAUAUUGUAGUUCAAUUCAAGGACAUAUAUGCAUUGAUGGGCCAAAAUGUGACUUUAGAGUGUUUUGCACUUGGCAAUCCUGUUCCUGAUAUCCGGUGGCGGAAGGUCCUGGAACCAAUGCCAAGCACGGCUGAGAUCAGCACCUCUGGAGCUGUCCUCAAGAUCUUCAAUAUUCAGCUAGAAGAUGAGGGCACAUAUGAAUGCGAGGCUGAGAACAUUAGAGGAAAGGAUAAACACCAGGCAAGAAUUUAUGUUCAAGCAUUUCCUGAGUGGGUAGAACACAUCAAUGACACAGAGGUGGAUAUAGGCAGUGAUCUCUACUGGCCUUGUGUGGCCACAGGGAAGCCCAUCCCUACAAUCCGAUGGCUGAAGAAUGGAUAUUCGUAUCAUAGAGGGGAACUGAGACUGUAUGACGUGACUUUUGAAAAUGCUGGCAUGUACCAGUGCAUAGCUGAAAACACACACGGAGCUAUUUAUGCAAAUGCGGAAUUGAAGAUCUUGGCUUUGGCUCCAACUUUUGAAAUGAAUCCUAUGAAGAAAAAGAUCCUGGCUGCUAAAGGAGGAAGAGUUAUAAUUGAAUGCAAACCUAAGGCUGCACCUAAGCCCAAAUUUUUAUGGAGUAAAGGCACAGAGCGGCUUAUCAAUAGCAGCAGAAUACUCAUCUGGGAAGAUGGCAGUUUGGAAAUCAAUAAUAUUACAAGGAAUGACGGGGGUACCUAUACAUGCUUUGUAGAAAAUAAUAAAGGGAAGGCUAAUAGCACUGGGACUCUUGUUAUCACAGAUCCCACACGAAUUAUAUUGGCCCCCAUUAAUGCUGAUAUCACUGUUGGAGAAAAUGCCACCAUGCAGUGUGCUGCUUCCUUUGACCCUGCCCUGGAUCUCACGUUUGUUUGGUCCUUCAAUGGCUAUGUGAUCGACUUCAACAAAGAGAACAUUCACUACCAGCGGAAUUUUAUGCUGGAUUCCAAUGGGGAGCUGCUCAUCCGAAAUGCCCAGCUGAAACAUGCCGGGAGGUACACAUGCACCGCUCAGACUAUUGUGGACAAUUCUUCUGCUUCAGCUGACCUUGUUGUGCGAGGCCCUCCAGGCCCUCCUGGUGGUUUGCGGAUAGAAGACAUUAGAGCCACUUCGGUGGCACUUACUUGGAGCCGGGGUUCAGACAAUCAUAGUCCGAUAUCUAAAUACAAUAUCCAGACCAAGACUAUUCUUUCAGAUGACUGGAAAGAUGCAAAGACAGAUCCCCCAAUUAUUGAAGGAAACAUGGAAGCAGCAAGAGCAGUGGAUUUAAUCCCAUGGAUGGAAUAUGAAUUUCGUGUGGUAGCAACCAAUACAUUGGGUAUAGGAGAGCCCAGUAUACCAUCAAACAAAAUUAAAACAGAUGGUGCUGCACCUAACGUGGCUCCUUCAGACGUAGGAGGUGGGGGUGGAAGCAAUAGAGAACUGACCAUAACAUGGGCGCCUUUGUCAAGAGAAUACCACUACGGCAACAAUUUCGGUUAUAUAGUGGCAUUUAAGCCAUUUGAUGGGGAAGAAUGGAAGAAAGUGACAGUUACUAAUCCAGACACUGGCAGAUACGUCCAUAAAGAUGAGACCAUGCGCCCUUCCACUGCGUUUCAAGUCAAAGUCAAAGCCUUCAACAACAAAGGGGAUGGACCUUACAGUCUCACAGCCGUCAUUCAUUCUGCACAAGACGCUCCCAGUGAAGCCCCAACAGAAGUGGGCGUAAAAGUCUUAUCAUCUUCUGAGAUAUCUGUUCAUUGGGAGCAUGUUGUAGAAAAAAUUGUGGAAAGCUAUCAGAUUCGAUACUGGGCUGCCCAUGACAAAGAAGCGGCUGCACACAGAGUUCAAGUCACUAGCCAAGAAUACUCAGCCAGGCUGGAGAACCUUCUCCCUGACACCCAGUACUUUGUGGAAGUGAGGGCCUGCAAUAGCGCAGGGUGUGGACCUCCCAGUGAUAUGAUUGAAACCUUCACCAAGAAAGCACCUCCAAGCCAGCCUCCAAGGAUCAUCAGUUCGAUAAGGUCUGGGUCACGCUACAUAAUCACCUGGGAUCAUGUGGUUGCACUAUCAAAUGAAUCUACAGUGACAGGAUAUAAGGUACUCUAUAGGCCUGAUGGCCAGCACGAUGGCAAGCUGUAUUCAACUCAUAAACACUCCAUAGAAGUCCCAAUCCCCAGGGAUGGGGAAUAUGUUGUAGAGGUUCGUGCACACAGCGAUGGAGGAGAUGGAGUGGUGUCUCAAGUCAAAAUUUCAGGUGCCUCCAUCCUCUCCCCGUGUCUUCUCGGCUUCCUGCUGCCUGCCCUUGGCAUCCUUGUCUACUUGGAAUUCUGAAUGUGAUGUGACAGCUGCUGUUCCCAGCCCAGCUCAGAGGACGUCCUUCAUCCCCGUGAUGACUACAGUUCCUUCCAAGUCCUGCGGCUCCAUCCCAAGCCAAAUACAUUGUACUUUAACCAACUCUCCAACUGAUUGACAACACACAUUAUGACUGAGGCAUUCAGGAACCCCUUCAUCCAAAAGAAUAAACUUUUCAAUGGAUAUAAAAUGAUUUUUAACUCGUUCCAAUAUGCCUUAUAAACCAGUUAACCUGAUUCUGUGACAGUUGCAUGAUUUAACUCAAUGGGACAAGUUACAGUGUUCAAUUCAAUACUAUAGGCUGUAGAGUGAAAGUAAAAAUCACCAUACACAGGUGCUUUAAAUUUAAUAACAAGUUGUGACAUAUAAUAGAGGUUGAAAUGUUGAUCGUACGUGGUAAAUGUAAGAGUAACGCAGUCUCUUGUACUAGCCUCUCUGUUUUGGGUCCUGCCUGUUUUUGAAUGGCCCCUAUCAUUCACGACAUUUUGAAUUUUCUUGAAAAAAAAAAAAAGUAGAACAUUUGACAUAAGUUCCAAUACCAAAUCAUUUUACUGAAUGAGUUGGAAGAUUUUGAAUAUUGAAAACCAAAUUCUAGAACUUAUUAUCAGUAUUCUUAUUUUGGAAGUAAGUAAUUUUCUAAAUAUUUGAUUUUCAGAAUCAGUAAUACUUUUAAGUUAGUUUUUUAAUGGUAAAAUUAACAUACUAUAUGAAGGUUGUUUUUUUUUUACUUUUGUAUUCUACUCUGAUAUUAUUUUAUGCUUUUCUUAUCAUCAGUUUCAAACCUCAAAAAUCACUGCUCUUGUGUAGAGUAUCAUCAUAUUGCUGUAUUUAUUCAUAUGUGAACUGAUGAAUUUUGAAAAGUAGAGUGCUUCAAUUUUUUAAAUUGAGGUGUGACAGUCUUUACACAGUUAGGAAUAAAUGACAGUUAAGUGAGUAUCAGAAUUAUCUAAUAAGAGUCCAGUGUCUUUGUUCUUGUGCUUCAUUUCUAAGUAAAAUCUUUCUUUGUUCAAGGUAUGGGAUCAAAAAAUCACCUGUAGUUUGGAAAAACUAUAGGACUCCUUAUUUUUGUAAAUUUAGUUUUAAACUCAUUUCCUGCUUGAAUGCAAUACCGAAAACUGGCUAAAAAUACCAAAUCAAUACGUUGCUAAUGGUACUUUGAAGAGUAUGCAAAACUGGAAGGCCAGGAGGAGACAAAUAUUGUGUCUGUCCAAUGGUGUCUCCCAAGUGUUGGUGCUUUAGGUUUUUAUAAGUUGUGAAAAGGAAGACACACAUUUCUUCAUUCUCCAUGGUGUGCACGGAAAUGUGUUUGAGUGUGGAUGUGAAAGAAAUCAAGUAAUAAAGGAUUAGCUGGCUUAUGAAAUAGUGCAAUGUCUGAUGCUUCAAGAGGUAUAAUCCUAUUUUAUUAGCACAACCUUGCUAGCUAAUUAGAGAUAGAGUUUAUCUUUUUAGAAAGGAUACCUUAUAGGUUCAUAAAAAAUAUUUACAGGAAGCAAAAUAGAUCUAUUACUAUUUUACCCCCCUUUCUUUAAUUUGUAUAAUUUUUGUACUAUAUAUCUAUGUGUAAAUGUUUAGAGCUUUCAUUAUAAAAAUAUCAAGAAAUAUUUCAUUAGUUUACAUUUAACUCUUUGUUAUAAAAUGAAACUUUUUAAAAAUAUGUGAAAUGGAUGAUUCCCCAGUGGAAGUAUGUCAACAGUCUUAAGAUCAUUACCAGAGUUCUUCAAGUAUUUAAUUAUUUGGGGAAAAAAAAAAAAAAACUCUUCAUACUUUAAGGAAACAAAUACUCCGUAAGCCUUCUGUACAAAUGUUUGUGUUUUCAUUGUUACACGUUGGGGUUUUCCUUUUGCAAUGUGACCCAUGUUGGGCAUUUUUAUAUAAUCAACAACUAAAUUUUUUGCCAAAUGCAUGCUUGCCUUUUAUUUUCUAAUGUAUGGUAAUAAAGAGCAAAACAGGUUAGAUUUUGCAUGAAAUGGUUCUGAAAGCUAAGAAGAAAACAGAUUUUGGAGGUUGUUUGUUUAAUUUUAAAUUCGUGACAGAGAUGAGGUAGAUUAAAAUUUCAUUCCUCUGAUAAUUCACGCAUUUCAUUUCCUCAUACAGUUGUACAAAUUUGACUGGGACCAUCAGUUUGAAACUGUUGUCAAACUAACUAAUGUAUCAUCUGCUUUAAGACGCAAGAUUCUUAAUUAAACUUUAUAUAGAUAUAGACA
This is a messenger RNA of Phacochoerus africanus (Common warthog), 5656 nucleotides long. RefSeq names its product contactin 1 (gene CNTN1). Gene Ontology annotation, biological process: cell-cell adhesion; brain development. The record is from RefSeq and is a predicted model, not a curated record. The coding region runs from base 375 to 3431 and encodes 1018 amino acids. Lineage: Eukaryota; Metazoa; Chordata; Mammalia; Artiodactyla; Suidae. The transcript has 26 exons. Gene Ontology annotation, molecular function: cell-cell adhesion mediator activity.